AUGGAGGUGAUGGACAGCUGCAAGUUCUCCCCGUCCGAGCUCUUCUAUGACAGCUCCUGCCUCUCCUCCCCGGAGGGCGAGUUCCCCGAGGAUUUUGAGCCCAGGGAUCUGCCUCCUUUCAGCGCCCACGAGCCCCCCGAGCCUGCCUGCUCCGAGGAAGAGGAGCAUGUGCGAGCUCCCACUGGCCACCACCAAGCUGGUCACUGCCUCAUGUGGGCUUGCAAAGCCUGCAAAAGAAAAUCCACCACAAUGGACCGAAGGAAGGCAGCCACCAUGAGGGAGAGAAGGAGGCUGAAGAAAGUGAACCAGGCUUUUGAGACCCUGAAGAGAUGCACCACUGCCAACCCCAACCAAAGACUCCCCAAAGUAGAGAUCCUGCGAAACGCCAUCAGAUACAUCGAGAGCCUCCAGGAGCUCUUGCGGGAACAGGUAGAAAACUACUAUCACCUGCCGGGACAGAGUUGCUCCGAACCGACCAGCCCCACUUCCAGCUGCUCCGACGGGAUGGCCGACUGUGGCAGCCCCGUUUGGUCGGCGAGAGGCAGCGGCUUCGACGCCGUCUACUGCGCCGAGAUGGCUCACGGGUACGCCGCCGAUCAGAGCAGCGCCCUGUCCAGCCUGGACUGCCUCUCCAGCAUCGUGGACCGUCUCUCCCCGGCGGAGGAGCCAGGGCUGUCUCUCCGCGACGCCGACUCCCUCUCGCCCAGCGCCAGCAUCGACUCGGGGCCGGAGACGCCCGGGACGCCGCUGCCCCGACGGACCUACCAGGCGCUAUGAGGGGCCCGGGGGCCGGCACACCGCGCCUGCCGCCGGGGCCGCCUCCUGCUAGCGCUUCUCGGGCGAGAGGGGCGGCCCCGCAGCCCCUUGGGCCGCCGCUUCCCUCUGGGGCUGCAGGCAAAGCGCCGCGCCCGCCC
Messenger RNA from Zonotrichia albicollis (white-throated sparrow), 914 nucleotides. RefSeq names its product myogenic factor 5 (gene MYF5). Lineage: Eukaryota; Metazoa; Chordata; Aves; Passeriformes; Passerellidae. The record is from RefSeq and is a predicted model, not a curated record. Gene Ontology annotation, molecular function: protein dimerization activity; RNA polymerase II cis-regulatory region sequence-specific DNA binding; DNA-binding transcription factor activity, RNA polymerase II-specific. Gene Ontology annotation, biological process: regulation of transcription by RNA polymerase II; muscle organ development; positive regulation of skeletal muscle fiber development.